AUGUAUCUCUUAGCGGAGCAAGUGGGCGGGGCGUCUGCAGACCACGAGGGGGCGUGUCCCUGGAGCCCCACCCCUUCGGAUGGGCCUCCCUCCCCGGGAGGAAGGGGCUUCCACGGCAGCCCUCUUGACUUUUUGGACCCUCUCCUCCCUCCUCCACUGAUGGAGCAGCCGCAGCUUCUGGAGGCCAGUUGUUCCCCUGAGAAGAACAGUGGGAACAAAGCAAUGAUGUUUGGUUUGCCGGCCGGGCCUUGGUUUUAUAAUAACUCGGCGCACCCGGCGAGGAAGGAGAGGCGGGAUUGCAAUCGCUGGUUCGACAAUAUCCUAAGCAACCAGCGGGAGAGGAUUGUGAAGGAGUUGGACGUACAGAAAGUGCUGUCCCCUCUGGUUUGCAAGGAGGUCUUUUCCUGGGAGGACUACCGAGACGUGGUGUCCUGCGAGGAGCAAGCUAUUUCACUGCUGGAGAAGCUGAGCUGCAAAAGUCCCGGGGCCUUGGCAGCCGCCUGCUCCGUCCUGGAGGAGGUCUGCCCUCACUGGCUCGUUUCCGUUCUCCUUGACGCUCAAGGUGGGCUUUCCCAGAGUUCCUUGGAAGACACACCUGAGAACCCCAAAAUGAGAAAAGCUUCAGAAAUGGACAACCACGAUCCCAGCGAAACCAGUGAUGUGGAAGGAAACACUUUACUGGAGGACCCCUUAAACCAUCCCUUCAACAAACACAGGAAGGUGAUCCAGGAGAGGAAUGUGACAAUGCUGAACAGGCCCAUCCCAAAAGACCUGGGUGCUUGA
This is a messenger RNA of Ahaetulla prasina, 783 nucleotides long. RefSeq lists its product as uncharacterized. Bases 1 to 783 code for a protein of 260 amino acids. The record is from RefSeq and is a predicted model, not a curated record. NCBI's taxonomy places the organism in Eukaryota, Metazoa, Chordata, Lepidosauria, Squamata, Colubridae. The transcript has 4 exons.